CUCACAACACGAUGAAGAACAAUCUCAAAACCCGUGUUGUAUCACCCAAAUCCUUCCCUUUGGAUCCCGGCUAUGAACAAACACGCACCCCUAUCAAAAGUCUGCGUCCUGGCCACCGUAGUACUGGACACCGUUCGCGCGAUUCAAGCCUCCUUCUGAACCUCCCCAAUGAAAUUCUGUGGCUUAUCGUGGAACUGAUCGCAGAAGAAAACCAGGGCCGGUUCUUAUCCCAAUUCGCGCUGGUACAUCGGCAAUGCUGGCAACUUGCUCGGCCGUACCAGUUUGCUGACAUCUGGAUCACUCGCAGCGAGCUAUCAUCCGACUUCCUGCGCCACCUGGAGACCGAGGUUAACAGUGGAAAGGAACCACUCAUCGGAAGUUACAUCCGAUCUUUGACUAUCAACGUCCAUGAAGACUUCAUAAGCAUCGACUUUAUAUCGGGACUUCCAACCUCAGACCGCUCUUCCGUGGAAGACUGGAGGUAUAAAUGGGAGUUGUUCAUCGAUAGAAUCGGUAUCGUCGUGAGAACAUCACUGCCCAACCUUCGUCAGGUGUAUUGGAUGAACACGGGUGAGUUGAAUCCUAAGAAACAACUACUCCCAGCAGUACUUGAGCGUGCUACACCGCUCGGACGCUUGGAAACGCUCUAUUUGGAGGAUUUUGAAUUCUACUUCAACAAUACAGACGAGGUCAACUCUAUCUUGCAUCCAUUCCACUCAUUUUGUCUUCGGGAUUUGGCUUUUGGAUUCUGUCGAUUCCCGCCGUUUCAUAUCAGCUGGGGUGGUGCGACGAUACUGAUCUACGAGUCCCUUUUGCGUCGGUCUGCACCCACUCUCGAGUCUUUUGUCUGGAACUCGUCGGCUCCUGUUGCUCCCAUUACGGAAGACCUGCAAGGAAUGCAGCUCAUUUUUCGCAACGGCUUUAUUCCCUUUGAGAGACUCAACAAAUUCUGGGCUUCCAUCACAGAUGAAAUCCAGGUGACCGUCAUAGAGUCUUUCUUGGCCGCGCCCUUGCAAAGCUUUGCGCCUUCGAGACAGAUUUGCUCCUUGAUGUUAGCAAACAGUCUGCCCGAAAAGUAUUCUUUACCUCACCCUCGCAUAGACGCGGUAACCGGCGUGGAAAAUGCAAUCCAGUACGACAAACGAGUGGAGUACGUCGACGAAGUUAUGCAACUGGGGCGUCGGUAUGGUCCGCAACUAGACGAGCUCUUUGUUUACCUUCGAGGUUUCGUCGACGAAGACUUGGAUCUGUUUCGAACUCACUUCUCAAGUGGGAGCUUCUCUAAUCUACGCUCAUUGUGCUUCUCCUGGACCAGUGAUGUCGACCUAGGGAUGCUGCAGGCUGUUGGUUCAAAUCUAUUGGCAUUGGAGGAGCUGUCUUUUGGCUUUCAGCCCGAGUACGAUGAAACUGCAGCACUUGCACCUCACCGUCCUCACUUCGAUCAUUACGUUCGUGACCCACCAUGUCACGUUGACAUCAUUGCCGCCAUUCAACCUCUCCAAAAUCUGGAGAGGCUGAGCGUAUUUGGCGACGAAUAUGUUGCGGAUUGGGCUGGUAACCACUGGGCGUGGAACCGUUUCUUCAAAGAUCACGUCUGGUUCCAUCAGGGGCGCAGCUUUAUCCAACCAGAGAGAAGGGGUUUCCCCGGAGAAGGCCAGACCUGGUCCGAGGCAGAACGCGGCCACAAAAGGCCUGGAGAUGAAGUGGAAGACUGGCUGACGCCUUGGGUCACUGGGACUGAGACUCUUGACGACGCACGCCAUGCUGUCGCUGAAUUGGCGGCGGAAUAUGCAGAGGCGUUACCCAAACUGAAGGAGUUCAUGAGCGGAAGGGUCUUGGUCGACAUCACAGGCAGAUGA
Emericellopsis atlantica is the source of this 1859-nucleotide messenger RNA. RefSeq lists its product as uncharacterized. The transcript has a single exon. Bases 12 to 1859 code for a protein of 615 amino acids. The record is from RefSeq and is a predicted model, not a curated record. Lineage: Eukaryota; Fungi; Ascomycota; Sordariomycetes; Hypocreales; Bionectriaceae.